CCACCCCGGUCGGAUCGCCCGCCCCGCCUCCUUCCCUCCUCCAGCUCCCGCCCCCAGUCUCCUCCCUCCUCCCGCGGUGCUGGCUCUCCUCCUCACGCCCCUGCGCGGCGGGCUGACUGCAGGCGCGGCUCCGGGAGAGAGCGCCUUCGCCGAACGCAGCCUGCGCUUCCCCUGUCAGUUCUGUGCGUCCUGCAGCUGUGCGGCGCGACGUCGCGACUUUCCUCUGGUCCCGGGACGGCAGUGGGACAACUUGGAAAACUUCUCUGGGGCGGACUGCAGGGACGCCGGGCACCAGUGGCAGAGGACGUAAGUGAGCGAUAGAUGGUCCUGGGUGUCCCCGGACCUCCUAAGCCACUUUCGGUCAGGCUACGGUGCUCCAGAGCCAUCUGCACCGCCUGGGGGGACGGCCCCCAACAGAAGCGGAGCCAGGGUGGCGCUAUCUCCUGCGUACUGUGAGUUUGGCCAGCAUCGUUCCCUCUGGUCAUGUCCGGCCCGGCCAUGGUCCACCAGGAGCCCUACUCGGUGCAGGCCACCGCCGCCAUCGCGUCGGCCAUCACCUUUCUCAUCCUCUUCACCAUUUUCGGCAAUGCGCUGGUAAUUCUGGCUGUGUUGACCAGCCGCUCACUCCGUGCACCACAAAACCUCUUUCUGGUGUCACUGGCAGCAGCCGACAUCCUAGUGGCUACUCUUAUCAUCCCUUUUUCUCUGGCCAACGAGCUGCUAGGCUACUGGUACUUCUGGCGUGCGUGGUGCGAGGUCUACCUGGCGCUAGACGUGCUCUUCUGUACCUCCUCCAUCGUGCACCUGUGUGCCAUCAGUCUGGACAGAUACUGGGCAGUGAGCCGAGCACUGGAGUACAACUCCAAGCGCACUCCGCGCCGCAUCAAAUGCAUCAUCCUCACUGUGUGGCUCAUUGCAGCCGUCAUUUCUCUACCGCCCCUCAUCUACAAGGGCGACCAGCGCCCGGAGCCCCAUGGGCUCCCCCAGUGUGAGCUCAACCAAGAGGCCUGGUACAUCUUGGCUUCCAGCAUCGGAUCUUUUUUUGCUCCCUGCCUCAUCAUGAUUCUCGUCUACCUGCGAAUCUACGUAAUUGCCAAACGCAGCCACUGCAGAGGUCUCGGAGCCAAGAGGGGCUCUGGGGAGGGUGAGUCCAAGAAGCCUCGUCCGGCCGCUGGGGGAACUCCAGCCUCGGCUAAAGUGCCCACCCUGGUCUCUCCUCUAUCUUCUGUUGGAGAGGCUAAUGGACACCCCAAGCCUCCAAGGGAGAAGGAGGAGGGGGAGACCCCUGAAGAUCCCGAGGCCAGGGCUUUGCCACCCAAUUGGUCUGCCCUUCCCAGAUCAGGCCAGGACCUGAAGAAGGGGACUAGUGGGGCAACUGCAGAGGAGGGAGCUGAAGAGGAUGAAGAGGAGGUGGAAGAAUGUGAACCCCAAACACUGCCAGCUUCUCCUGCCUCAGUCUGCAACCCACCCUUGCAGCAGCCUCAGACUUCCCGGGUGCUGGCCACGCUCCGUGGCCAGGUGCUUCUGAGCAAGAAUGUGGGUGUGGCCAGUGGGCAUUGGUGGCGCCGACGGACACAGCUGAGCCGGGAGAAGAGGUUCACCUUUGUGCUGGCGGUGGUCAUUGGCGUUUUUGUGGUCUGUUGGUUUCCUUUCUUCUUCAGCUACAGCCUGGGGGCCAUCUGCCCACAGCACUGCAAGGUACCACACAGCCUCUUCCAGUUCUUCUUCUGGAUUGGCUACUGCAACAGCUCUUUGAAUCCUGUCAUCUACACCAUCUUCAACCAGGACUUCCGCCGUGCCUUUCGAAGGAUCCUUUGCCGGCAGUGGACCCAGACUGGCUGGUGAGCCUGCCUGCUCGGGGCCUGUGCCAGGCAGGGUUGGUGCCAGGACCACCCGGUGGUAGUCUGCCACCUCCGCAGUCUAUGUGGCCAUUUCCCUGGGACCCAUUUGCAGACCUCAUCCUCAGACACCCCUGCAGGGGAAAGGACAAAUGUGCCGUUCCCAGGGGCCCAUUUGAAACCUUCUCUUGCUGACUGUACUGUGGGAUAGCUCUUCCCUGCUCUCUCCUCAGGAAGGGUAGCUUGGACCUUUUGGAAUGUGGCCAAGGCCAGACUGAUUAGAAUACCUCCCUCCCAGCCACCUGUAAGCCAGCAGGCAGGCUUCCCUUUCCUGGAGACCCCCUGUGCCUUGGCAGGCCACUUGUGGUGGUUUUCUUUUCUUUUCUUUUCUUUUCU
Messenger RNA from Mus pahari (shrew mouse), 2234 nucleotides. RefSeq names its product adrenoceptor alpha 2B (gene Adra2b). NCBI's taxonomy places the organism in Eukaryota, Metazoa, Chordata, Mammalia, Rodentia, Muridae. Gene Ontology annotation, cellular component: membrane. Gene Ontology annotation, molecular function: alpha2-adrenergic receptor activity. The record is from RefSeq and is a predicted model, not a curated record. The transcript has a single exon. Bases 484 to 1845 code for a protein of 453 amino acids. Gene Ontology annotation, biological process: adenylate cyclase-activating adrenergic receptor signaling pathway; regulation of smooth muscle contraction; platelet activation.